Molecule: messenger RNA, 694 nt
Organism: Suillus paluster
Lineage: Eukaryota; Fungi; Basidiomycota; Agaricomycetes; Boletales; Suillaceae
Exons: 2
Coding region: 182-352 (56 amino acids)
Source: RefSeq, a predicted model, not a curated record
GAUCGGUUCCUAUCCGAGCAAGGAUAACGAUUGUGGCUCAUUACCCGAAGUCGGUUCCGGCGACAUUUGGCAGUAUUAAAGGCCCAACUCUUGGACAUCUGUAGUAGUCUCGCAUCUUCCUUCUUGUCUGCGGUCAACAAAUACUUCAAUCCCUUGACCCUCCCCACAAUCCUUCCUCAUCAUGCGUCCAUAUGCCAUUUACGAGCACCCAGAUUUCAGCCUCUCCACUGAAUCAGUAUCAACGCUGCAAAAAAUCGCAGCAGCUCUGACUGCCGUCGCUGCAUCGAGUGCAGCUGUAUACGGUUAUAUCGUUCGCGUUGGUAUCAGGCAGGGAAGCUCGAUGCUUCUUUAGGAAGUCGAUGUGAUCCAUUCCUCACGGAACAGGCGAACAUGAGGCAUUGCCUCCUGUUGUCAGAAGAUUGAUUUGUACGCACACGAAGACUUCGAUAGAAGCAGGGCGCGGGAUAGUCAGACCCCGACCCGGAACGGAAGGCAACACUAGGGAUGUAAGAUAAGAGUGUACUAUCGGUGUAUGGGUAUAUGCAGCCACCGGAUGGACUUCAUUACUGAAUUCUUAUGUAUCAGUUAGAGCAUUUUGUUGUACAACCGUUGACCGAUAGAUUCCUUGUCAUUUUCAUAUCAUUCUUACUGGCGUUUAUAUAGAAGAUAGCAUUUUGAUUGUUUGUGUAAAGCU